UGACCAUAAUUUUUGACUGAAAGGCGCUUCAAUUUAAUUUUUAUUUUUACAUGGUUAACAUUCUAUGCAAAAGGAUUGAGUUAAAGGCCAGAAACUACGACGUCAGACUCGAAAGCAGAAAAGAUCAAUUAAUAAUAGCAAAAUGCAGAUGCCAAGACGCACUACAGAAUUUCAUGAAGAACCCAAGAGUAGUGCUACGCGACAAAAUAGACAAAGUCGUAUAGCGGUCCGAAAGCGGUCGUCGUCAUUAGAAACUCACGGACUUAAGGGUAACAAUGCGUACUUGAGCGUACCCGUGCAGCAAACUGCUUCCUCUAUUCAGAAGACGCCAUUAGCCAAGCGUACCCUAUUUUCUGCCGAAAAAUUCCAUAGUGGUGGAGGAAAUACUGCCUUACAUAAUGACAAAAAGUGGAUCCAAGAAAAGACGCAACGCAUAACUGAAUAUUUAAUCAGUAUCGAUAAUAUUGGCGGAAUGAAAACUGAUUUUCUACUCAAAGGUUUACGGCAAAUAUCUACAAAGCAAUUUGUCGCGAUAGUUGGCUACUUUCUUGGCCGCAUUUGUGGGAACCGAUUCACAAUGGGCCAAAACUAUGUUGAAGAUAUUAUAAACAUUUUGCAUGAACUGAAUUAUCCGCACACAAUUAACAAAUCAUGGCUUAAGACGCCAAACACACAGCAUUCAUUCGGUAAUGUUGUAGUUUUACUUGAUUUUCUUAUGGAUUUUAUAUCAUCGGAUAUGGAUUGUUCUCAACAGUUAUUCGAUCUGGAAAAGCCACAAGAAGGAGACUGCUUAAUAACCGAGUGCUUACAGAUAUCUGAUUUGGAAUUUCAGAAAGAAUUGCUAUGUCAUUCCGAAGAAGGUUUUAAGUUUUGGGAUAAGUUAAUGGAGAAUGAUUUUAAGAGAUUACAACGACAAACGUGCAAUUUACUUAUCCAGAAAGUGUGCGGCGUCAAAGACGUGAACACUAUCGGCAGCGAACACCGUAAAUUGUCUAAGGAACUACUAGAUUUGCAAAAGCAGGCACCGAUAGCAAAUGAAGGAAUGGUAGACGCUAAAAUAAAACUAAGCGAUGAAGGCGAAACAUUACAGUCCAAUCUAAAAUCUACGAUCGAAGAGAACGAUAUGUAUAAUUGGAAAUUUGAAAAAUUACAGAUUAAAAAAACAAAACUAUUAGCGGGCAUAGAGCAGCACGAACAAGAUAAGGCUGCGUUACAAGAGCAAAUUAAAAAACAACAGGGUACAGUUGAAGAACGCAACGAACUUCUAACGCAAGUCGAGCAGCUUAAGCAAGACGCAGAUAUUGUUGAGCGUACCGUGUAUGAUCUUAAUGCUCGCGAUCAUAAUCAACAGGUGUUUUUUUCUAGAGCCCUAAAGCGAAUCAAAGAGCAAGUUGAGUCAUUUAAUUCUCAUAUGCGCGACAUUGCCUUUUCUGAUGCGCUAAAAUUAAAAACUGAUAUAAUCAAAUAUCUCCAGUUACCAUUACGCUUCAACGCACAACACAUCAAAAACGUAUUUUCUUGUCUCAAUCAAAUCGAACGUCAAACAGCGGAUGUUAUAGAACAAAAAACCAAUACCAUACAACAAUUGCAACAUCAUAUUAAAUGUUUAAUCAGCGUACAUGCCGAAAAUGAAAGUAAACUAAUCAUAUUACGUGAAUCUCAUGCUAGCAGCCAAAAUAAUCUACGUGACUUAAAUGAGGAAAUUCAGAAAGAAGAUUUGCGUUUUAAAUUGGAGUUUCAGCAAUUGCUAGAUAAAUCAUCGAGCCUACACAAACAAAUAGAAGAGACUGAUGCGCGGGUGAAAUCUGACGAGAUUCUACUUCAAAGCUUGGAAGCCAAAAAUGAAGAGACCAUGAGCACAGCGGAACGCAACCACCAACAACGUAUAUCGCAAAAGAGGAACUUCCUCGAGUUUUACAAUACUUUGUUAGAAGAAAAAUUUCAAGAAGUAAAACAAUUUCGCGAGCAAUUGCAGGAAUUUGAGUCGGAAAAAAAUUAAAGCAAAAAUAGGCGCACACUCACUCCCCCUCCAUCGUACAUAAAUUAAUAAAAUUCAUUUUUAAAAUCAAACUGCACG
This is a messenger RNA of Glossina fuscipes, 2077 nucleotides long. RefSeq lists its product as uncharacterized. The transcript has 2 exons. The coding region runs from base 143 to 1999 and encodes 618 amino acids. NCBI's taxonomy places the organism in Eukaryota, Metazoa, Arthropoda, Insecta, Diptera, Glossinidae. Gene Ontology annotation, biological process: attachment of mitotic spindle microtubules to kinetochore. Gene Ontology annotation, cellular component: Ndc80 complex. The record is from RefSeq and is a predicted model, not a curated record.